Cladophialophora psammophila CBS 110553 is the source of this 2013-nucleotide messenger RNA. RefSeq lists its product as uncharacterized. The transcript has a single exon. The coding region runs from base 1 to 2013 and encodes 670 amino acids. Gene Ontology annotation, molecular function: ferric-chelate reductase activity. Lineage: Eukaryota; Fungi; Ascomycota; Eurotiomycetes; Chaetothyriales; Herpotrichiellaceae. The record is from RefSeq and is a predicted model, not a curated record. Gene Ontology annotation, biological process: intracellular iron ion homeostasis; iron ion transport; copper ion import. Gene Ontology annotation, cellular component: plasma membrane.
AUGGACAAAAUUGGCCGUUUAUUUUCAAAUGUGCUCGACACGGUGUCUGAAGCAUUCCGAAACCAUGCAAACAACCAUAUCUACUCGCAUCCGGGUCAUCACGCCAGACGGGAUCUAGCUGAUGGCAAUAUAAGUCUCCGGGCUGCUCGGAGCUCUUUUAACAGUACCAAUCCCACCAUUACUAUCUCCAGCGUUGCAGAAGCAGGUGGCAACCCUCCCACUGUCUCUCCGUUCUACACCGGUUUGAACGGAGUCAAUCUGGAAAUGGAUGCUCAGCUGGUCAAGAUGUUGUGGCUUUCAAUCAUCGCCGCACUCACGAUUGUGUUUGCUCUGCGACUGUCCCAGCUGUUUGUAUCUUACAUCCGGAACAUCUACUGCAUGACGACAGAAAAGCCCUCUCAACAAAACUACUACGGCGUCGAUCACUUCAGGAUCUGGAGCUGGCUGAAGAAGCAUAUCAUCUACGCACCGCUCUGGAAGAAAAGACACAACCGCGAGUUCCAACUAUCCGGCGCGGUCAACUAUGGCACUCUGCCAAGCCGUAUCCACUCAUUGCUCCUGUUCAUUUAUGCGGUCACUAAUUUGAUCUACUGUCUUCUUCUCGAUUGGGGUAACCCGCAGAAGGGGGCGUUGUACGCGGAGCUACGUGGACGAAGCGGCAUCCUGGCCACCGUCAACAUGAUUCCUCUUAUCGUGCUCGCUGCUAGGAACAACCUCGCAAUACCGAUUCUCAGAGUCAGCUUUGACACAUUCAAUCUUUUCCACCGCUGGAUCGGCAGAUUGGUCGCCGCAUUAUCGGCCAUCCACUUCUUCGCGUGGCUAGCUGCGUAUAAGUUGGCCAAAGGAAACCAGGCAACAUUCAGAAUUUUCAAAGGCGCUCCUUUUCUCGAUUACGGCCUCCUAGGCUUGGUCGCGAUAGUCUUGUUGCCGCUGCAUUCGUUGUCACCCAUUCGACACGCCUUUUACGAGACGUUUCUUCACGUUCACCAAUGGCUGGCAUUCUUUGCCCUGCUCGGGGUAUAUGUCCAUCUCGACAUUAUGCAUCUACCUGCCUAUCCCUCAAUUUUGACUGCGGUGUUGCUUUUAUUGGCGGAAAGACUUUGGCGCUUGGGCACCAUCGCAUAUCUCAAUUACUCCCGGUCAGGCGGCAUGACAACCGCGAUCGUUGAGGCGUUACCAGGUGAUGCAUGUCGUGUCACCUUUCAAUUACCGCGGCGUAUCACAAUCCGGCCGGGCAGUCAUAUGUAUGCAUAUCUCCCCUCGAUCUCGCUUUGGAUGUCGCAUCCAUUCUCAGUCGCCUGGACGAAUGUCGAGUCAGAACCCCCAAUCUGUGGCCACAAUUUCGAAUUGCAGAGACCACCGACCCCGAACUCUUUGGAGAGACAGUCAGUCUUCAGCUCACUAUCAAAAGCACCCACAAUAGUCUCGCUGGUUAUGGUCGCACGAACUGGAAUGACGAGACAACUGUACCAGAAGGCUCGUGCUGCCCCCGAUUGCCAGCUUCAACUACGAGGAUUUCUGGAAGGUCCCUAUGCCGGCCACGACUCGCUUGUCAGUUACGGUACGGUCGUCAUGUUCGCGGGCGGCGGUGGCAUCACCCACCAUCUCAUUCAGAUCCGACACCUCCUGGCAGGUGCGCGGGCUCAAACCGUAGCGACACGGAAGAUUGUCCUCGUGUGGUCGAUCCGCGACACCGAGUGUAUGGAGUGGGUGAAGCCGUGGAUGAACGAGAUCUUACACAUCGAAGGCCGGCGAGAAGUUCUCAUGAUCAGAGUGCAUGUGAGCAAACCGACGAGAGCGAUCAAUCAUAGCAAGAGCAAGCCUACCAUGCAGAUUGUUAAAGGGAGGGUUGAUCCUGGCGCUGUGCUGGACGAAGUGAUUCCUGUGAGGGUCGGGGCUGUUAUGGUGAGCGUUUGCGGGCCUGGUGCACUAGCAGACGAGGUGCGAGCAGCAGUGAGGAGCAGGAUACAUCUAGGCAAUUUGGAGUUGAAUGAGGAGAGCUUUACCUGGUAG